Lathyrus oleraceus (garden pea) is the source of this 624-nucleotide messenger RNA. Its product is annotated as mavicyanin. Gene Ontology annotation, cellular component: plasma membrane. Lineage: Eukaryota; Viridiplantae; Streptophyta; Magnoliopsida; Fabales; Fabaceae. The transcript has 2 exons. The coding region runs from base 96 to 509 and encodes 137 amino acids. Gene Ontology annotation, molecular function: electron transfer activity. The record is from RefSeq and is a predicted model, not a curated record.
UUCAAUCCCACCUUUUGAUUUAAUAUUACAAUAUCAAUAUCAUCAUCAUAACUUAGGAAUAAAAAAAGCAAUACAAACACAAACAAGGAAGGAAAAUGGCUGAGAAAGUGAACCUUAGUUUCAUCCUAUUUGUCAUGACUGGUUGUAUUAUAUUUGAAUCUGUAAAUUCAGCAACACACAUUGUUGGAGGCAAGGUUGGUUGGAAUUUGCCUAGUUAUUAUAGUUUCUUUGAGGAUUGGUCAAAGAACCAAACCUUCAUUGUUGGCGAUCAACUUCUAUUCCAGUACAAUCCAGGUCUUAGCACAGUUCUUGAAGUAAACAAGAAUGAUUUUGGUAAUUGCACAAACAGAAAUACCAUACACACAUACUUCAGAGGAAACUCAACAGUUCCUUUGAACAAGCCUGGUGACUAUUAUUUCUUCUGUUCUGUUGGCAAACGUUGUGAGGCAGGUCAAAAACUUUGGGUUAAUGUUCGUCCAGGAAAAACCUCAAGGAAAACCCUCAUGUAGUUCUUAUAUAUAUAUUAUCAUUUCUCUAGGGUUGCACUCUAUAAAUAAUAUUAUAUGUAUUUAAUUAGGCCAUUGUAUAUAUAUGUAUAUGUAUAGGCAGUGGCGGACCAUGUUG